CAGGUAAUGGCACUUGACAGCUUGGACACGUGGAUUAUGUCUUUUAAAACUACUGAUAUCGAAAUCGUUCAAACAAAUGCUAGAGAUCUAAUUAGUUAUGGUCAUACUACUAAUAAUAGUAGUAGUGGUAGUAGAAGACAAACAGAACAGUAUUUAGAUUAUAUUCGAUGUAUGAUUGGAUGGAGAAAUAUCAUUUAUACAUGUUUAACAUCAAAUCAAACAUUGGAUGAAAGUCAUUUACUAGAUUUAGCAAAAUUUCUACAAAAUAUGGCUAUUUCUACUCAAAGAUUAUUAGAAGCAAAUGUAGACUUGUGUGUAUUUUGUCGUAACAACAAUGAACCUAAAGAGAUGUAUACUAGUCAUAAAGUUAAAGAUCGUUUUGGUCGAGUAACUUGUCCAAUUCUACGUAAAUUUACUUGUCCAUUAUGCGGUGCUACUAAAGAUCGUGCUCAUACAAUAAGAUAUUGUCCGAGAUUAUUAUUAACAAAUAAUAAUCGAAAUGGUAACAGUAGUGGUGGACCAACUUGUCCUAUGAUUGAAGCUGGUUUGUUGGAACCGAUACAGUUCUCUACAUCGAAUUCAAUUUAAGAAUGAAAUCUACUUGAUAAUAAAAGGACAAUUCAAAUGAAAUAUUUUCCAACCGAUUUAUGACGAUAUUUAUGAUGAUGUAUUGAUUAUUAUUGUUAUUAUUAUUAUCACCAUAAAUCAAUGCUAAUAAAUUAUUCCAUGAUCAGUUUAUAA
Schistosoma margrebowiei is the source of this 741-nucleotide messenger RNA. NCBI's taxonomy places the organism in Eukaryota, Metazoa, Platyhelminthes, Trematoda, Strigeidida, Schistosomatidae. The record is from the annotation of a GenBank genome assembly.